AUGUCUCUCUCUACCUCCCUCGUUGUUACACGUGUCUUCUCCUCCCCCACCGCCGUGAAACAAAACCUCCUGAAACGCAAACGCGAAGACAAGAUCACUCGAGAUAAACCAAUACCUAUGGCUAAAGAACACGACGAUACUUCUCCAUCGUGGGAGGUUCUAAACGCUAUUAGCUUUUACAUGGACCCGGAGACUCUAGCCAUCGCCUCUUGCGUCUCAACCACGUGGCUAAAGUGUUUCUCCUCCGAGAAUCUAUGGAAAUCUAUCAUGACCGCACGGUCCUCGCAACGCUCUUCUCCAUACGAGAUCGCCUUGGAACACACGGAAGCCAUCGUCUCGUACAAACACUUUGUCUCCGCCGUUGAGAGAGACGCGAAACGUCGACGUAAAGGUCAGCUCGAGGAAGCCGUCAAGAUACCACUCUCUGAUCUCAGCUUCUUCGUCCACGUGUCAACUAAAACAAAGAAUGCUUCGGUUUAUAAAAAAGGUAAAGAACUCGUGUUUGGUUCUAACGACAAGUUUCAGAUAGAAGUUGAUGUAAGCAAGGCUGGUAUCACUAUCGGUGAGGAUGACGUGAGAAUGACGUGGCAAGUUAUGUACAAGGGGAAGUUUGUAACGGUGGCGGAUGCUACUAGAUCGUUGGACACGAAGUAUGGGUGGUUCGUUGACAAGCUUGAGUAUAUGGAUAACCGGAAGCUUGUAGGCGACGUUAAGACGAGUUUUGAUGGUGAUGUUCUUGAGAAGAUUGGGUUUGGGAUAGUGGAUUCGGAUGGUUGGGGAUCUCUGUUGGUUGAUGGGUUUUUGAGAUAUCUUCAGCGGUUUUUGUUGGAAUAA
This is a messenger RNA of Eruca vesicaria subsp. sativa (arugula), 834 nucleotides long. The record is from the annotation of a GenBank genome assembly. Lineage: Eukaryota; Viridiplantae; Streptophyta; Magnoliopsida; Brassicales; Brassicaceae.